Photinus pyralis (common eastern firefly) is the source of this 1706-nucleotide messenger RNA. Its product is annotated as trypsin-1-like. Gene Ontology annotation, molecular function: serine-type endopeptidase activity. NCBI's taxonomy places the organism in Eukaryota, Metazoa, Arthropoda, Insecta, Coleoptera, Lampyridae. The record is from RefSeq and is a predicted model, not a curated record. The transcript is spliced from 7 exons. Gene Ontology annotation, biological process: proteolysis. The coding region runs from base 242 to 1180 and encodes 312 amino acids.
UUUACCUAUCUAAAUUGGACAACAUUAGAAUUUUAAAGUUGCAUAUCGACGCCUUUUAACAAUUAGGUACCUACGACUUUGAACCGUUUGACAUUGUUGAGUUCAUCCAGUUUCAAUGCUGUGCUGACAGUUGUUUAUAAGAAGCUCGUUGUGAAGCAGUUGGAUUGGAUAAAGUGAAAAUUUGUAUAAACUACCGUGUUGCUAAACGAAAUUGUUUAGUUAUUAGUGGGUAGUGCCGAAAAUGGCACUAUUACAACAAAAGAAUUUUCUGUACCAGUGCGUGCUCUUCUUUUUGCUUAUAUGUCUCAUUGAGGGUGAACCUCGACAAAGAGGAUUGAAGGACACUUUUCUCGCUAAACUUGGGUUUGGGAAUAGUAACUAUCCCCCACCGAGGCAUGAUACGCCGGCAUCCCCUUGUACUUGCUCUUGUGGUGUCAGGAACGAUGCUACCAGAAUCGUUGGUGGUCAAACAACUGCACAAAAUGAAUUUCCAUGGAUGUGUAGGUUGUCAUAUUUCAAUAGGUUUUAUUGCGGUGGAAUGUUAAUUAACGACCGCUACGUCUUGACCGCAGCUCACUGUGUUAAGGGAUUUAUGUGGUUUAUGAUUAAGGUCACGUUUGGAGAACACGAUCGAUGUGAUGAUAAAAAACGACCGGAGUCGAGAUACGUAAUUCGUGCAAUCACAGGAGCGUUUAGCUUUUUGCAUUUUGACAACGACAUUGCACUACUUAGAUUGAACGACAGGGUACCGAUAACAGAUGCUAUUAGUCCAGUGUGCCUUCCCAAGGAUACAGAUGAUUUGUAUGUGGGAAGAAAAGGAAUUGCGGCCGGUUGGGGUACACUUCAAGAAGAGGGUAAACCGUCAUGUCUUCUGCAAGAGGUUGAAGUGCCCAUUAUUAGUAAUGAAGAAUGUAGAGCGACUAAUUACUCCGAAAAGAUGAUAUCUGAUAAUAUGAUGUGUGCCGGAUAUCCAGCAACUGGAGGAAAAGAUUCCUGCCAAGGCGACAGUGGCGGUCCCUUUAUAAUAGAAAGGCCGGAUAAGCGAUAUUCAUUAAUUGGUGUGGUGUCGUGGGGUAAUGGAUGUGCUCGACCAGGUUAUCCAGGUGUAUACACUCGAGUGACGAGAUAUUUAGAUUGGAUUUUGCAUAACGCCGCGGAUGGUUGUUUCUGUGAGGAUUGAUUGUUUGGUUUACAUUUUACUCUGCUUUGAUGUAUCUCAUAGUCACUGAAUGGAAAUGUGUUUUACUGAUAGUAACUAUACUAGUAUAUAAUCGUAUGUCUUCUGUUAAGCGUAUUUAUUGAUGUUUACCUUUAAACUUAUAUUAGUCAUUUAAUUUCUUUAAUUGUGGACUUGUAAUAUUUAUGUGACUAUAAUAAUUGGAUCAAGAUAUUCUGAAAGCACUGUUUCAACUGGUUGGUAAUUCUAUGGUUUCAACCAUUUCUUCGUCAAGAAAAGAAGGACAACUAAUAGAUGUUUCAUCAACUACGUCACUAAAAAAUGGAUUUCAAGUUUCUGUACUAUACUUUAAACCAAUUCUGGUUUCUUUGUAAAACAGGAUCUAAAUCUAAAUAAACCUUAACUAAAAAAAAGAACGGACACACAGGGUACGGUCUAUACCAAAACGGCCGAAGACUUGGUUUUUGGCCACUAUUAGUCACAAUAGUCACCUUUGGUCUUUUAUCGCCAUUAUAAUCAUAACAUACAA